UAGGUAGCCGUGGAAUUCCAAGAAUGAAAACAUAACCUCAAAAUUCUCAGAAACCCACCACCAAUAUAAACAAAAUAAUAUGCCCUAAAAACGAUUUAAAUUAAGUUUGAGUAACCAAUUGAGUUUUGUUCUUUGUUCUAUCAAUAGAAAAUUAUUGAAAUGAAUUGUAAUUCUUGAGCUGUGAUUGGUAAAGCAAUAAUACUUUAAUAAGGUAGCGGUACUUUAUUUUCUACAUUAGGUCGUUCACUGUUUUCUAAAUGGAUUCCGACAAGAGUAUCUACUUUCAAAACACUACUACCAACCCACUACGUCAGUUAAGAAGAAAAUUAUCAAAAACCAAAGAAAAUGAAACAAAUUUCAAAAAAUCUAAACUCGAAAACACAUCCACAAUUCAACAAAAUUUACCGACUUCCCUUGAAGUCGGUUCAGAUCGUUUGAAAGACGACUUCUUCAACGUCAGCUGUGAACAGUUGGCUAGAAAUUUGUUGGGGAAAAUUCUGGUGCGAAAUUUGGGUGACGUCAUCUUGAAAGGACGAAUUGUUGAAACGGAGUGUUAUCCUGGAGGAGAAGAUAAGGCGUCGCAUUCGUUUAAUGGGAAAAUUACCGCAAGAAACAAGCCAAUGUUCAUGAAGCCUGGAACGUGUUAUGUGUAUCUUACCUACGGAAUGUAUCAUUGCUUCAAUAUCAGCUGUCAAGGUGAGGGAGCUGCUGUAUUAAUAAGAGCUUUGGAGCCUAUAAAGGGUAUUGACAGAAUGCUCGAAAAUCGACUGAACUUCCAAACCCGUAAAACCAGCGAGCCAAAAAAGAAGCAGAGGCAGAUACACUCACGUGACCUAUGCAAUGGACCUGGCAAGCUGUGUGUUGCCUUGCAAGUGGACACGGCAGAGGUCAACGAGAAGGACAUUUGCAGCUGGAACGGAGUGUACAUCGAGGAGGACGUUCAAGGUCGAGAGGUCAAUGGCCCCAGAGUGUACAUCAAGGAAGACAUUCAAGGUCGAGAGGUCAAUGACCCCAGAGUGUACAUCAAGGAAGACAUUCAAGGUCGAGAGGUCAAUGACCCCAUAGUGUACAUGGAAAAGGAUAGACAAGGUCACAAGGUCAAUGACCCCAGAGUGUACAUCAAGGAAGACAUUCAAGGUCAAGAGGUCAAUGACCCCAUCAUUGUUGCAUCAACUCGCAUUGGAAUCGACUCCUAUGGUGAACCAUGGACUAAAAAGCUAUGGCGGUUCUAUAUUUAUGGAAACAGAUGUGUCAGCAAAUUUGAUAGGACUAGAGAGAAGGAGAUUAUUGAUCAGACUUGAGGGAAAGUUAGGUAAAAGUGAGGGAAAGUUGGGUGAAAGUGAGGGAAAAUUGGGUAAAAGAGAAGAGAGGUAGGGUGAAAGUGAGGGAAAGUUAUGUAAAAGUGAGGGAAAUUUGGGUAAAACUGAGGGAAAGUUGGGUAAAACUAUAGGAGAGUUGGGUAGAAAUGAAGGAAAAAUAGGUAAAAGUGAGGGAAAAUUGAGUAAAAACGAGGGAAAGUUGAGUGAAAACGAGGGAAAGUUGGGGUAAGAGUGAGGGAAAGUUGUGCGAAAGUGAGGGAAAGUUAGGUAAAAGUGGGGGAAAGUUGGGUAAAACUGAGGGAAAGUUGGGUGAAAACGAGGGAAAGUUGGGGUAAGAGUGAGGGAAAGUUGAGCGAAAGUGAGGGAAAGUUUGGUAAAAGUGGGGGAAAGUUUGGUAAAACUGAGGGAAAGUUGGGUAGAAACGAGGGAAAGUUGGGUAAAAGUGAGGGAAAGUUGAUACUGUACCAUAAAAUCAAUAUAAUUGUGAAUUUGUUAUAGAAUGAUUGUUGCUAUAGUGUUAUUUUCUUCAAAUAUAGAUAUCAGUGUCCUAGCAAACAACAAGUACCAUAUUGGGAUACAUUGAUACAAAAAGAUAAAAGACAAAAAGAUACUCUUUAAAGGGUACUACAAGAUUAUUUAUAUUGCUUUUAUUAAUUUAUUCAAAAGUAUCCCAUGAAAGUGAAGUGUUUUUAUAAAAAGAUACAAUUAUUGUAUUUAAAUAUAUACAUAUAUCAUAGUUUUACUUUAGGCUUGAUAAUUUUUAUAUUAUAAAUGUUGUAAAUGAUGAUGAUUCCAAUAUUAAUUGUUAUGCUAUGAAUAAAUAUUCCAACAACAUGAUCAAUUUCUUGCAAUUGGA
This is a messenger RNA of Nilaparvata lugens (brown planthopper), 2175 nucleotides long. RefSeq names its product putative 3-methyladenine DNA glycosylase. Gene Ontology annotation, biological process: base-excision repair. The transcript has 4 exons. Bases 258 to 1301 code for a protein of 347 amino acids. NCBI's taxonomy places the organism in Eukaryota, Metazoa, Arthropoda, Insecta, Hemiptera, Delphacidae. The record is from RefSeq and is a predicted model, not a curated record. Gene Ontology annotation, molecular function: DNA binding; alkylbase DNA N-glycosylase activity.